Molecule: messenger RNA, 1142 nt
Organism: Nothobranchius furzeri (turquoise killifish)
Lineage: Eukaryota; Metazoa; Chordata; Actinopteri; Cyprinodontiformes; Nothobranchiidae
Gene: rpe
Product: ribulose-5-phosphate-3-epimerase
Biological process (GO): carbohydrate metabolic process; pentose-phosphate shunt; pentose-phosphate shunt, non-oxidative branch
Cellular component (GO): cytosol
Molecular function (GO): metal ion binding; D-ribulose-phosphate 3-epimerase activity
Source: RefSeq, a predicted model, not a curated record
AGCUACGUCACAUGUUGUGUUUCACUCGCAGAAAGUCUUCCUGGCUGCGUGUAGCAGCCGCUCAGCAGCAGUGACAGCAUGACAUACAAUGCGAAGAUAGGUCCGUCCAUUCUGAGCAGCGACCUGUCCUGCUUGGGCAGCGAGUGCGUCAGAAUGAUGGAAAGUGGCGCAGAUUAUUUGCACCUGGACGUCAUGGACGGGCACUUUGUCCCCAACCUCACAUUUGGUCAUCCGAUGGUGGAGUGUCUGAGGAAGUCAGUUGGCCAAGAUCCUUUUUUUGACAUGCACAUGAUGGUGUCCCGGCCGGAGCAGUGGGUGAAGCCCAUGGCUGCAGCUGGAGCCAACCAGUACACCUUUCACAUAGAGAGCACCACCAACCCUGGAAACCUCAUUAAGGAGAUCAGAGAGAGCGGUAUGAAGGUGGGUUUGGCAAUUAAACCCGGCACUACAGUAGAAGAGCUGGCCCCGUGGGCUAAUCAAAUCGACAUGGCUCUGGUUAUGACUGUUGAACCUGGUUUUGGAGGACAAAAGUUUAUGGAAGAUAUGAUGCCCAAGGUGAGCUGGCUGAGGAGUCAGUUCCCCUCUUUAGACAUAGAAGUAGAUGGAGGCGUCGGCCCUGACACAGUUCACAAGUGUGCAGAGGCCGGAGCUAACAUGAUCGUGUCGGGCAGCGCUGUGAUCGGCAGCGACGACCCUCGCUCGGUCAUCGCGCUCCUCCGCACUGUGGUGGCCGAGGCAAUCCAGAAGCGCUCGCUGGACCGCUGACGUGCCUCGUUUGUGAAUCCGCCCCUCCACAGUGUUGUUCCACAUGCCCUCUUUCCACACACACAGCAACACAUCACAGCAGCCGGAGAAAUGACUCAGAACGGACAUUUCUGGGGUAGAAGUUGCUCACAGUUGGAUUGAGGGUCAUCUUUUAUCAGCUGAAAGGGAAAAAAGUACCAAAUCAGAUGUGAUUGAAGCUGUGUUCUGCCUGUUUAAACUUGAUCCUCUCCUGCCACCGUUUCCUUUUUAUUAACUCGAACCGAGUCUCUUUGGCACAGGGACGAUUACAGGACUAGAGCAAAGUUUAUGCUGAUUAACCCCCUAAACAUUCCAGAGCAUUGUCUUAAGUAAAAACCCAAUAAAGUCACCCAAGAUGG